Gastrolobium bilobum is the source of this 1173-nucleotide messenger RNA. RefSeq names its product formin-like protein 8. Lineage: Eukaryota; Viridiplantae; Streptophyta; Magnoliopsida; Fabales; Fabaceae. The record is from RefSeq and is a predicted model, not a curated record. Gene Ontology annotation, molecular function: actin filament binding. Bases 1 to 1173 code for a protein of 390 amino acids. Gene Ontology annotation, biological process: actin nucleation; actin cytoskeleton organization. The transcript has 2 exons.
AUGAAUCUAUUGCAUAUUACAGAAAAAAAUGGGGGUCUUGUUUUACUGUCCGAAGACCCACCAUCCUAUAAUCUUAUGGAAGCUCUCUUCGGCUCUGUCGCGACCAACCGAAGAUCCCCCAAAGGAAAGAGUCAAUCAACAAGUCCAAGCUGCGAUGCCUCAGCUCCAUCAACAAAAAGUUUCCUUCUUGACCCUAGAAAAUCACAGAACAUUUCUAUAGUUUUGAAAUCUCUUGCAGUCUCACAAGGUGAAAUUCUUGAUGCACUCAUUGAUGGUAAAGGCCUCAAUGCAGAUACCCUUGAGAAGCUAUCUAGAGUUUCACCAACAGAAGAAGAGCAAUCUCUUAUCCUUGAAUACAAAGGAAACCCGGCAAGCGUUGCUGCAGCUGAAUCUUUCUUAUAUCACAUCCUCAAAGCUGUUCCUUUAGCCUUUAAGCGCUUAAAUGCCAUGCUAUUCAGGUUUAACUAUGACUCCGAGAUUCUAGAAAUCAAGGAAUCUCUGCAGACCCUUGAACUGGGGUGUAAGGAGCUUAAAAGCCAGGGACUCUUUGUGAAGCUUCUUGAAGCAGUGCUUAAGGCAGGAAAUCGAAUGAAUGCAGGAACUACUAGAGGUAAUGCUCAAGCUUUCAACUUGGCUUCUCUAAGGAAGCUGUCUGAUGUGAAGAGCACCAAUGGAAAAACAACUUUACUUCACUUUGUGGUUGAAGAAGUAGUCCGCUCUGAAGGAAAAUGUGUUGUUCUUAACCGCAAUAGCAGCCUGAGCCGUAGUAGCAGCAGAAGCAGCAACAGCAGUGGAAACCAUGAGAACAGUGCCACCUCAAAUGAACUAAGAGAAAGGGAAUAUACAACUCUAGGAUUACCCCUUGUUGGAGGGAUCAGUUCUGAGUUCUCCAAUGUUAAGAAAGCAGCACAUAUAGAUUAUAACAGUUUAGUUGGUUCUAUCUCAGUCCUCUUAACCCGGCUAGGUGAAAUUCAAGAGCUUGUUUCGCGGUGUGGAAAUGGUGGAGAAGGAUCUUUUGUAAAAGAAAUGGACCAGUUUCUCAGAAAUGCUGAGGAAGAAUUGAAAUUAGUGAGGGAAAAACAAACAUUGGUAUUGCAGCUUAUCAAUAGAACAACACAAUAUUAUCAAGGAGGAGCUUCAAAAGGCACUGCAGAACAAAAUCUUUUUAAAUGA